This is a messenger RNA of Stylonychia lemnae, 570 nucleotides long. The record is from the annotation of a GenBank genome assembly. NCBI's taxonomy places the organism in Eukaryota, Ciliophora, Spirotrichea, Sporadotrichida, Oxytrichidae.
AUGACAAAAACUUAUUGCGAAUAGUGCGACGAUUCUGAGAAUAUUGAUUACAACAGCAAUUAAGGAAAAUAUAACUGUAGACAUGGAAAAGAUUGGUACUAAGAGCAAGAGGAUUAGAGGAAAAAAAAGAUAGCUGAGAAUGGAUGCAGAAGUAUCAAGAAAAUUAGAGAAAGGACGAAAAAUAAUAAGUAGAAAGAUAAAAUAAGAAUUCAGCUAAUCCGAGAUUAACAUAGAACCCAAAAGGAAGGAUAAAAUAGUGAUAUAGAAGCAAUCAAAAAUAAAAUAAUAUCUCAGGCAAGGGACAAAGUAAGAGAAUAUUUGCUCAAACUCUUCUAAUGGGCACCUGAAAAUAUUAAUGUUGACAUCUUGCCUUAUGCUGCUCUUUUAAGUAUUGCUAAUACAAGUGUAGGAGGUGAGAUUGCAGCAAUAUUGAUUGCCAAUCCCUAAGUUCUUGCAGGAGCAGUUUUAAUUACAGGUAUUCUUGCUGGGUUGGGUUUUUUCUUAAAUUAAUUUUCAAUGAAUACUACCUCCGAAGUAGAAGGAGAGCGAAUGAGUUCUUUAUAAACUUGA